Diachasmimorpha longicaudata is the source of this 6388-nucleotide messenger RNA. RefSeq names its product homeobox protein homothorax (gene hth). Gene Ontology annotation, biological process: positive regulation of transcription by RNA polymerase II; positive regulation of cell population proliferation; brain development. Bases 1254 to 2663 code for a protein of 469 amino acids. Lineage: Eukaryota; Metazoa; Arthropoda; Insecta; Hymenoptera; Braconidae. The record is from RefSeq and is a predicted model, not a curated record. The transcript has 14 exons. Gene Ontology annotation, molecular function: DNA-binding transcription activator activity, RNA polymerase II-specific; RNA polymerase II cis-regulatory region sequence-specific DNA binding.
GCACAGCGGUGAUUGACAGUUGGCGAACGACUGCGGACGGCGCAGGAUCUAAACGCUCAAGGCGCUCGCUCUCGUUGCCCUUAACCGCGGAUUAUUUCGUUUCGUCAAUUACCGGGAAUUUCAUUGUUAAACAAAAUUACAAAAGUUGAGUGCGAUAUAACGGAAUUAUUAAAUCAUUGAUUGUAGUAGCGGUGAUCAUUGUUUCAUCGAUAUCAACAAACAUCGAUAAUUGUUUUGUUUACGUUGGUUCUGUAUAUAUAUUUUUUUUUCGAAAAAUUUACGAGUCCGGUCAACAAAGCGCAGAGAGCUGUACGUGUUUACGGAUUGAUUAUUUUGGAGGUUAGUGUUCACCUGGGCAAACGCGCGGGAUAAUUGCUCAGCGGGGGGAAAAUAAAUUGUGGCGAGUGAAGUUCUGAGGGAAACGAUCGGGAAAUCGCUUUCCCAGUGGAGGACGUAGGGAAACUCUUUGGAGUUUCUAGCGACGUAGAGGAUUCUGAUCGUCAAGUGUGCGCCUCCGCGAGAAUUGAGCCGGUGCUCCGAUAUCGGAAAAAUCACCGGUGAAUUCAUUCUCUGGACCCCCCCUCCCCCCUCAUCACCAAGCCGCCGACCACCGUCGGAAAACACGAGGAUGUACAGCAGCUGCAGAGUGACACUGUGAUUUUAUUUAUUUUGGUUCAGUUCUGGUGGUGCUUUUUUUUUUUAUCAGUGAUAUCGUUGAUGAGAUUAUAAAUUUAUGAAGUAAAGGCAGUGACAGUGCGGAACAGUUGUGGGUGCUCGAAUCGAAUCGAUGGGGAUCGAUACGUGGGUCUGACAACAAAAUAUUUAUAUAUUUUUUUUUUUCACUGGAAUUGUUGAGAAAUUUCCGAAGGGAUGAGGAAGCAAGGGAACUCUGGAAAGCGUGCAACGCAGUGCUGACGCUGAUUAUGCAUCAGCGAUCGGAUUUAUCUGGGGUUUAGGACGGGGUCUGGAGUGUGAAGAGGGCACAGGGGCCCCAGGGUGGAGGGCGAAGGCACAGUCCACCCGUUUGUCGUUGGAGACAUAAAGAUUUUUGGCGUUUUGGAAAAGGUGGAGUUUUUCCAGUGAAUUGUCGGACCCAAGUGAUUUUAUUCGGAGUGCUUGGAGGAUUUUUUUUCGAGGUGGUUACUUGAAGUGGGAGAAGUGUGAAGUGAGACUUUUGUAUUUUUUUUUUGGGGGAUAAAACAGCCGCUACGGUGGCUCAGCACGCAGAGUUCCCCGGCGCGGCCAGGGCGUUCAUGGCGCAGCCAAGGUAUGACGAUGGCGGACUGCACGGGGGUUACCUCGAGGCAGGCGGUGGUGGUGGCACUGGCGGAUUAUACGAUCCACACGGUAAUGCAAGAGGUGUACCGGGUCUUCACCACAGUCCACACUUGGGUGGAAUGGGACCGGCACAUCCACAAUAUCCACCACCACCACAGCCACCACCGCAGCAUGUACUAGCAGCGGCAGCAGCGGCCGCUGCAUCAGCGGUACCUGACGUUCACAAACGCGACAAAGACGCCAUUUAUGGACACCCCCUGUUUCCACUACUCGCCCUAAUAUUCGAAAAGUGUGAGUUGGCAACGUGCACACCGAGAGAACCGGGUGUAGCUGGUGGUGAUGUAUGUUCGUCAGAGAGUUUCAACGAGGACAUUGCGGUCUUCUCAAAACAGAUCAGACAAGAGAAGCCAUAUUAUAUUGCAGACCCGGAGGUUGAUUCCUUGAUGGUACAAGCGAUUCAAGUCCUCCGGUUUCACCUCCUCGAGCUGGAAAAGGUUCACGAAUUGUGCGACAACUUCUGCCACCGGUACAUAAGCUGCCUAAAAGGAAAAAUGCCAAUAGAUCUUGUGAUCGAUGAUCGUGAGAGCACAAAACCACCGGAUCUUGGUAAUGGGCUCGAUGGUGGACCACGUAGUACAGCUGACAGUACGAGUCAUACUGAUGGAGCAAGUACACCGGACGUCAGGCCACCGUCCUCGUCACUGUCGUAUCCCGGUGCGGGAGCAAAUGACGACGCCAGGAGCCCAGGAAGUGGCGGUACCCCAGGACCACUCAGCCAACAAGCUCCUACCAGUCUCGACUCAUCAGAUCCCGACGCCAUGGGCAAAUGGUGUCCGCGUAGAGAAUGGAGUUCGCCGCCGGACGCACAAAGAGCAGCGAGUGAUGCGGCGAGACGUGGUGUUCUCUACUCUUCCGUCUUUCUCGGCAGCCCUGGUGAUGCGAGUAACGCGAGUAUCGGCAGUGGUGAGGGUACGGGUGAAGAGGACGACGAUUCGUCGGGUAAAAAGAACCAAAAGAAGAGAGGAAUUUUUCCAAAGGUUGCGACAAACAUCCUCAGGGCGUGGCUCUUUCAACACCUCACGCAUCCCUACCCCUCGGAAGACCAGAAGAAGCAGUUGGCACAGGACACGGGGCUGACGAUUCUUCAAGUCAACAACUGGUUUAUCAACGCGAGGCGUAGAAUCGUUCAACCCAUGAUCGAUCAGAGCAAUAGAGCCGUGUUUCCGCCAUUGUCCGCAGGUCCAAGCGGUGCAUACAGUCCGGACGCGACGAUGGGCUACAUGAUGGACGGACAAGCAGCCAGCAUGAUGCACCGGCCCCCUGGUGAUCCAACCUUCCACAACCAGUAUCAUUAUCCACCUGAAUAUUAUGGACACCACUUAUAAGGCUAAAAGCCUAGACAAAUGGUGCAGUAUAACCUGCGGCUGAAGGUGUCCACGGACCCCACGAGCCCUGAAAGAUCCUAAAAAUAAAAAGGAGCAUCCACAGAUCUCGCAGAAACGACACACGUCUCGGACCUGGAGUAUAUCCAUCCCGAGAACUCGCGGAAAAAUCGCGAAUGAAUCUCCAGUCCCGGAAGUGGUGAUGGCCAGUGUCCCUCCCCGCUCCAGUGACUCGAACGCCCGUCCUUUCAGCGUGAUGAUGCACUCAACGACCCAAUGAAAACCCCGUGAACCCCUAAAAAGCUUAAUAACGAGCAAGAGCGAGAAAAAAAAAUCAUCGAGGAGAGAAAAAUUCAAAAACGCGGCCAAAGGAUUUUGACAGGAAAGUGAAAGGAAAAAAUGUAUAUUUGCUCGUUGGAACGAAAAAGAAAUCGAGAACUAAAAAGAAUAAAUAAAAAAAUAAAUUCAUGUGAUUGUUCUUUGUACAAAUAUUGCGGUGUAAUAUUGUAGUGAUUGAGAUAUAAAUGUUAAAUUUUAAUACAAUCGCAAUCGACGAAAAAAUAAACGAGAGAGGGACUAUGUAAUUGAAAUAUAGUGAUAGUUAAAUUAGCGGGCAUGUACAUUACCUGGUGUUCCGCAAGACAUUAAAUAUGAGAAAAGUCUGCGCUCAGUGACUUUAAUAAUUCGAAACCCCUUGAAAAGGGUUGAGGAUACUUUUGCAGAAUAAAGUGAUGAAUUUAUAAAAAUUUCAUCAGUCGAAAUCAAUGGAUUUAAAUCAAUUGCGAGUAUAAAAAUUCAGUUUGUGUGUGACCAGAUACCCGCAGGCGUCGACAUUUUCUCGACUUAGGAGACAUUAAAAAUUUGUACAGUUCUUAAUUAUUAUUAAAUUUAAAUUUAAUAAAACCAACCGAAGUAAUGAAGGAAUACAUGUAUAAUAGUCUCCUCACUGUCAUUCGCCAUUUGAAUUCAUCAACAGGAUUCAGUUUAGUGACUCAAUAGUCAGUAAAUCAACAGUCGUGACCAGUUAAGGAUUGGUAUUCUGAAUUUGUUCAUUGAUUUGCGAAAAAUUGGGGAGAUAUGACAGUGAGGGAAGCACAGACGGGCGAACAGAGGCUACCACUCGUCCUAGUAAUAAUUAAAAAUUAAUAAUAACAAUUUACUAUAAUAUAUUGUGUAUAAAUAGGUAAUUGAAAAUUGAGAAAGGGAUGAUUUUUUUCGGAAAAAAUGGGGAGAAAAAAUAAUGGAAAACAUUAUAAUGGGAAGAAGCGUGAGAGAUUUCAACGGUGCGAAUGGAUGAGAAAGUGAGAGAUUAAUGAAAAUUAUUUGGGAGUUUUUUUUUCUCGUGUGGACAAGACUAAUACAAGAGCGAGUGGAAAGAAAAAAACAGUGAAAACGUACAAAAAAAAUGACAGGUAAAAUUUUAAUCCGGAUGAAGGACGAGAUUGGAGAGACGGGAAAGGCAAUGUAUCAUAACUAAAUAGGUAUAUUCGAAUUUUUAGAUAAUUAGGGCCUGAAAGUAUUUCGUUGACAUCCCUCUCGUUCGAACUUUUUUUAAAAAUUCAUUCGACGAAAUUUUUUUUUCUCCAGUUACAGACGUCCACAUCCCACCUUCGACUGAAUCCGUUCCUUCUUCCAUGAUUUUUUAAUACACAUGAUAAUUAUUUGUCAUUGUUUCGUCCCUUUAUUCACUCCCCUCUCCUCCCAACACUCCCACGAAAGGGUAAUUAUAUAUUUCUAUAUCGAGGUAAUUAUCGCGCGCGCGUCCUUCAUAUACGUAAAAGACAAUUUAACGGAGGGAUUAUCACAGAAAUGAUAUUAUUGUUGAAUUGAAACACUUGAAUCUUCGAUUGAAACUUAGUUAUUUACAUGAAACAUACGUGGGAAGGAUAUAUCAAUGACGAGACAUUCUUCAUUUUUCUUAUGGGAUAUGAGGAAGCACAAUCACUCUGGAUAUACGAGAAGAAAUUAAAUACAGGUAAAUGCAUACGUGAAAAUGUAUUUUUAGAAUUUCCAGUGAGUGAAGGAUUCAUCAGACAUGAAAUGUUAAUUCUGUCGAGUGAUAACAAAAAUUAAUAGAAAGACUAAUUUUUUGACGCGUAGAAUGUCCGCAGGACUGUGGUAUGUCCGGUGAAAUGUUAGUAGACAUUUCAUUCGUCCACUCGUCGUCGAUAUGAACCACUAGUUGCGGUCUUUUUCAUCGAUAAGGAUGUACAAAUAUGUCCCUUCACUCAUCUGAUUAAACGUGAAUUUUAAAUGUUCAAAAUCGACGGCUUUGGCUCAUCGAGUUUUUAUUCAUAAUCGACAGACAUAAUUUUUAUUUACAUCAGGAUUUUUGUCCACUACUCGAUACGUCAAUCUUUCUGACAUGUCUCGAGCCAGAGCCCAUCGAUGUCCUAGUAUACUGAAACAAAAAGUUUAAACAAAAUAAAUAAAAACACCCACGUAUACCGAAAGACUCAGGUGCAAAUGUCUACCAUUCAUCAUCUUGAUUAACUGGCGUUAGAAUCGUCUGUUUCGUGUCUCUCGAUUUGCAUUGAAAAAAUAUUUACCAAUCAGCGAGAUGUUUUUCCCACAGAACAAAUUAAUAGAUCAAUAAAAAUUACUAAUUAUUCAAUUCAUAUUCAAUUUUCCAUUUUUUCUGUAAAGAGUUAAAUUUUCCUUUUCUUUUUGGAGAUUCUCCCUUUUUUGCAUUCAUUGACCAACAAGUACUGAUGAAAUUUCCCGGAUCAAUCGUCCCCACCUUUAUCACGUGAAUCGAUAAAUUUUUCAUUUUAAUGAAAUUGUAUUUGUUGAUAAGUAGAUUAUUUAAUUUUGUUGUAAAAUCGAUUCAACAUGAUAACGGGUGUGACGAAGCGUGACUCAAACAUCUAGCUGAUUAUUUUGAUAUCAUUAAUCAUGACUGGAACCAGUUACCGUUGCUGUAGCCAACAGUGAUGUAAAAUUAUCAUUCGUUUCGUGCAUUGCGUUCCUAUCAGAAAUUUGCUAAUCACGAAUCAGGGACUGGGAUAGUGCGUUAACAAGCGUGAGAACACGGUAGCAUAAUUUCGAUAAUUUAAUCGAGAUUAUAUUUUUAUCGUUGAAAUUUUUUUUCAAUGUACAAUGAGCACAUGACGCGAUUCGACGCAUUGGCUGUUCGUUUAUGAAAUGAGUUCAUUCGAUUGAAUCAUCGCCUUAAAAAAUGUAUACGAAGUAACAGUUAAGGUAUCUAAGUAAUAAUCGUGUUAGAGGAUUUUAAAUCUAAACAGAUGAUUGAUGAAUUAAAUCCGAGUUUUUAUGCGCCGCGAUACGAGAAGAAAUGAUUUUAAAAAUGAUGAAAAAAAAUAAACAGAUGAUUGGAUGAUACUGUUGUGCGUACGUGCGUGUGGGUGUGAAUGUGUGAACAAGUGUUUCACUGCGAAUGACUGAUACUGUGAAGGGGAAGAAUCUUGAUGACAAAAAAAAAUAGAUAAAAACAAAACUGGAAUAAAUGAACUUGCUUGAGAGGGAGAGAGAGGAUGAUGAAACUUGAGAGAGUAAUGUAUAAUAAUUAUUGUAUAAUUAUGAAUGAUGAUAAUAUGAUUAUGACGUUCAUCAUAAUGAUAAAUGAUAAUGAUAAUGAUGAUGUAUAAUAAGCUAAAAUUUAUUGUAUCGGUAUGGAAUCAGAUUUUUUCCACUGUUUGCGCAUUGAUGACUAUUGACACCUAAGUAAAGAAUGGCAAAUAAAUUAAAGAAAAAAAAUAUUCAAAACA